AGAGAGAGAGAGAGAGAGAAAGAGAGAGAGAGAGAGAGAGAGAGAGAAAGACAGACAGACAAAGAGAGAGAGAGAGAGAGAGAGAGAGAGAGAGAGAGAGAGAGAGAGAGAGAGAGAGAGAGAGAGAGAGAGAGAGAGACAGACAGACAAAGAGAGAGAGCGAUACCCCGGGGGCAUAACUCAGACACUGAAACAGUCAUCACCUUCCAAGGACCAGAACAGCACAAGUUGGAAAAGAGGCUAAUUCAAACUUGAAAAUAUAAACUUUAAGGUUAUCCUGACACCAGGAAAGGACUGAGGACUCUAUUCAUACCUGUCCCCAAGGAGACGACAAGGACAGCCCAAGGACAGACACACAGCAGCAUCAGGAGGAGGUGAGAGAGACUACAGACCAACUAACCAUGGCGUCAUUCGAACCUCAGGGCCAGUCUCCUCCUUGCUGUGGCCCCCAGUUCCCCAGCCUGGGCCAGGAACCUCCAGAACUCAGCAUGUACAGUGACUGCUACUACCCCCCUCCUUCGCUCCCCAGCCCCCAGCGCACCACCCCCACCUCCUAUGACUACAGCACCUCCUCCCCCAACCCUUACCUGUGGUUUAACGGAUCCGGCAUCAACGCUCCCCCAUACCUGGCCACCACCGGGCCCCCAGGUAACCCCGGGCCCCCUUUCGUUCCCCAGCACUAUGGGAUGCAGAGGCCUUACCUGGGGCCCGGCGGGGCAGGGGUCCCUGGGGGGGAGCUGGGCUGGUUCUCUCUGCCCUCACAGGAAGACCUGAUGAAGCUGGUCCGCCCGCCCUACUCCUACUCCGCUCUCAUCGCCAUGGCGAUCCACGGCGCCCCGGAGCGGCGGCUGACCCUGAGUCAGAUCUACCAGUACGUGGCCGAUAACUUCCCCUUCUACAACAAGAGCAAGGCUGGCUGGCAGAACUCCAUCAGACACAACCUGUCACUCAACGACUGCUUUAAGAAGGUCCCCAGAGACGAGGACGACCCUGGUAAGGGUAACUAUUGGACACUAGACCCAAACUGUGAGAAGAUGUUUGACAAUGGAAACUUCCGUCGUAAAAGGAAGAGGAAGUCUGAUUCACUGUCUGGAGGAGAGGGGGGGUCAGGGGGGUCGGAGCCAGGUGACCCCAACAACCGGGGGAGCCCCGAACCCCCCAGCAACCACGGGAUCGACAUGUCUCCCACGCCAGAGAGAAUCCCCACCCCUUCAACCACAGGUCCCACCCCUUGCUUGAGCAGCUUCCUGUCUGAGAUGUCUGGAGUGGUGUCAGGGGGAGCCAAUGAGAUCGUAGGAGAUUCGCUGAACCGGGCCCUCCCCAUAAGCCUUACCCUGGAUGGGACCCAGAGGCCUACACAGCCUGGGGGUUUUGCUAGUUACUCCCCCAGCUCGGGUGCUUCGGAGUGGGCUUCCCAGCUGCCGCCUCCCCCUGGCCUCUCCUCGCCCACCCACUCUUCCCUGGGUUACAGCAGCCCCAUCCUCAGCCAGUUCAAUGGGCAUUUCUACCCCGGCUUGGGCUCAGCAAGCAUCCUAUACCCACGGGAAGGCACAGAGGUCUGAACAGACUGAUAGAGGGGGAGACAGGGAUGGGCAGAAGUUAGCUAGAGGUCUAAAGACACUAAAGAAAGAAGAGUGAGAAAGAGAGACAGGAUUCUACCUGAGACUGAACUGAACCGUCUGCUGACACACACAUACACACACAGUAAUCAGUUAAAGCUGACAGGGCGGGACUCAGUUGCGUGUGACAGCAGGAUGAGCAGGGCCUGGUUCCCACAGAAACAGCCGAGUCAGCAUCGAUGAUGCUUCACGCACACACGCAUGCACACACACACACACGCACACAAAUGCGCGCACACACACCUGUUUAAUCAUCUAUAAUUGCUGACUGUCAUGACUGACAGUUUUAAUUUGUAUAUAGUUUUAUUGAUUGUGUUUCUUUUAUUGUUUAUAUAUGUUAUUUUAUAGUUUAUGUAUGUGUUUUUAUCUCUGAGUGCUUGGGUCCAACAUAUUUGUUCAACAUUGUAGAAUAUUGUUUUGCGAUGGAUGGCUCAGAUCUGGGUUCAAAUCUGGGUUCAAAUCCAUGUGUUUUGUUAUUUGAAUAUAUUUUGCUGUGUAUUUAAUUAUUUUUCAAAUACACAGCUCAAAACAAGUAUUUUUAUUUGAGUAUUUGAAUGGUUAUUUGUAAAAAAAACAAAUAGUUGACCACAUUUAAUUUGAAAGUAUUUUCGAAUAUUUAUUUCAAAUACAAUUUUUUAAAUAUCUGGAUUAAAUGCAUGGGAGUAUAUUCGAGUCAGUGUAUAUGAGUAUUCCCAAAUAAAUUCCAAUAUUCAACAACUUGUUUUUUCUAAUAAAUGUGAUCUGAAUACUUGU
This is a messenger RNA of Salvelinus fontinalis (brook trout), 2372 nucleotides long. RefSeq names its product forkhead box I3b (gene foxi3b). Gene Ontology annotation, biological process: regulation of transcription by RNA polymerase II; anatomical structure morphogenesis; cell differentiation. The transcript is spliced from 2 exons. Lineage: Eukaryota; Metazoa; Chordata; Actinopteri; Salmoniformes; Salmonidae. The record is from RefSeq and is a predicted model, not a curated record. Bases 402 to 1562 code for a protein of 386 amino acids. Gene Ontology annotation, molecular function: DNA-binding transcription factor activity, RNA polymerase II-specific; RNA polymerase II cis-regulatory region sequence-specific DNA binding.